Miniopterus natalensis is the source of this 1453-nucleotide messenger RNA. The record is from RefSeq and is a predicted model, not a curated record. NCBI's taxonomy places the organism in Eukaryota, Metazoa, Chordata, Mammalia, Chiroptera, Miniopteridae.
AUGGUGCAUGCAGCUCCACCCAGGCUGGGCCCUGGGGCCACCCUGCUGGGGUCCUGCCUCAGUUUCCUCAUCUGUAAAGUGGGGCUGAGGACCUCCACCCACAGCAGGUGCUCAGAGGACUCAAAACAGGUGCACCUGCAGACGCAGCAGGAAGUGAAGCUACGCAUGACAGGCAUGGCACUGCAGGUGGUGCGCUCGGACGGCAUCCUGGCGCUCUACAACGGCCUGAGUGCCUCCCUGUGCAGACAGAUGACCUACUCCCUGACGCGGUUUGCCAUCUACGAGACUGUGCGGGACCACGUGGCCAAGGGCAGCGAGGGGCCCCUGCCCUUCUACAAGAAGGUGUUGCUGGGGUCCAUCAGUGGUUUCAUCGGAGGCUUCGUGGGGACCCCUGCAGAUAUGGUCAACGUCAGGAUGCAAAAUGACAUGAAGCUGCCCCAGAGUCAGCGCCGAAACUACGCCCAUGCCCUGGACGGCCUGUACCGUGUGGCCCGAGAAGAGGGUCUGAGGAAGCUGUUCUCGGGGGCAACCAUGGCGUCCAGCCGAGGGAUGUUGGUCACGGUGGGCCAGCUGUCCUGCUACGACCAGGCCAAGCAGCUGGUCCUUGGCACGGGGUACCUGUCUGACGGCAUCUUCACUCACUUCAUUGCCAGCUUCAUUGCAGGUGGAUGUGCCACGGUCCUGUGCCAGCCCCUGGACGUGCUGAAGACCCGCCUCAUGAACUCCAAGGGCGAGUAUCAGGGUGUUCUCCACUGCACCAUGGAGACCGCGAAGCUCGGGCCGCUGGCCUUUUACAAGGGCCUCGUGCCUGCCGGCAUCCGCCUCAUGCCACACACGGUGCUCACGUUCGUGUUCCUGGAACAGCUUCGAAAAUACUUCGGCAUCAAAGUGCCUUCCUGAUGGGGACCAGGGAGCAGCUGGGCCAUGCCCGGCCCCAGCGCCAGGUUCUCCCAGAGUCCACGCGGGCCCAGCGCUGCCCUGAGCCCAGCACCUGCCCGCAGAGCCCCGGCCUCCCUUCCUCCCUGACCCCAGGCCACCAUGUGUGCUCCCUGGCCCGCCAGCCAGAGCUCCUUCCAGUGACGGUGUCACCUCCACCCUUCCUGCCCCCCACUCCUUGCCCUGCACACUCACUAGGACCACUCACCAGGAGGGGCGGCAUUCGGGCCCUGGGAUUCCUCUCCUCCCCCAGUAGACAGUUAACACUGGAGAUGGGAGGGACAGGCUGCCCAGGUUUUUGGGGGUCCCUGCUCCUCUGGCCCCAAGGUUUCUUUCAUGGAGCAGCUGCCCGAGGCCCUCAGCACCGUCUUCCAGCAGCUUCUAUCAAGGGCCAGUGUGUGCACAUGCACUUUUUUCUUAGGAGGGGCCAUAGCGUUUAUGAUGCUGUGAAAAGUAGCUGUCCCCCCACAGCUGCUAGGCCAGUGAACAAAUGAGGCAGGUACCAGACGGGUGCCAG